UACCACAGCUAUUGUUGAAACCACGACCACAGUUCCACAUGUGGAAACAACAGGUCAAGGAUCCACCACGGUUACAUCUAAACCAUCUGUGAGUACUGAAAUUACAUCUGGGCCUUUCACUACCACUAAAGGAACAGCUGCAACACCUAUAGAUACAACAGCAUUUGAAUCCACAACAGCAACAAUUAUGACAACAAAAACACCAAAAAUAGUUACAACGGGACCAACAACAUCCUCUACCACAGCUGCAUCAACCUUAGCUGUUGUAACAGGAUCAUCGUUUUCCUCAACUGUAAUUACAAAUCCUUCUGUUUUAAACACAACUAUUUUACCCUCAACAUCUAGAGGUACUACUUCUAUUGCUCCUAUAACAGAGACACUUCCAGGUAGCACAACUGUUUACACAACUAGUGUAAACCCCAGUGUAACCACAACCACAGUUGCUUCUCCAUCACCCCUUAAUACAACUUCGACGCUAUGUGUAUGCAUUGUCAAUGGAGCUUCGCAUCAUGCUGGGGACUUGGUGUACAAUGUCACUGAUGGGUUAGGGUGGUGUUAUGCUGCAAUUUGCAAUGCAUCUUGUGAAAUUGAGACACAAUCCAGUCCAUGUCCUGUGACACCAAGUGUGCCCACUACUGCACACUCUACAACUACAGUAUUCAGCACUACCACAAAGGCCACAAUUUCCAGCUCAGUACCUCUGACAACAACUAUUCCUGCCUCCUUUACUUCAAGUACAUCAAUAACUUCAUCUACUCAAAAUGCCUGCAAUGAUGUGUAUCCACCGAGACAGAAUGGAGAGUCCUGGGAUGCCGGCAACUGCACUACAGCUACUUGCAUUAAUGGGAAGAUUAUAAUGAUGCCAACAGUCUGUCCUACUAUGCAGCAGCCAAUCUGUACCAAUGGACGCAGUGCUGCUAAGAUCUCUGAUGAUGAUGGAUGCUGCCCUCACUAUGAAUGUCGAUGUGUGUGCAGUAUCUGGUGUGGAUCCCACUACUUAACAUUUGAUGGAGAAUCCUACAAUUUCAAUGAGAAUUGCUCUUACUACCUGGUCAAAGAGAUUAUUGCUAAAUAUAACCUGACUAUUGUAGUUAAUCGUGAUUGUGAUCCAUCAAACAGCACAUUCUGUCCCAAGGCUCUUACUGUUGCAUAUAAAUCCUUCAAAGUGGUUUUGACUCAGCUGACGUCUUCAGGAGUAUCAACUAAUGUGGUGUUUGUGAAUCAGCAAAAGAUCUAUCCUGCCUAUAGCAAUUCUGUCCUGCACAUUACUAGCACAGAUAUAAUCACCACAUUGGAGUUACAGGACAUCAGUGCAAAAAUAGUCUAUUCAGGCUCUUCAUUCAGCAUUGACCUUCCCUACUCCCUCUUUGAAGGAAACACAGAGGGACAAUGUGGUACCUGUGACAACUCCCAGAGCAAUGAAUGCCGUUCUCCAAAUGGCCAGGUGGGAAGUUGCUCAGACACUGCAGGCGAGUGGCAGGUCCCAGAUACACCCUGUGUUAUCCCCACAACCCCACCAACACCCAGAACUACAUCAAACCCCCCACACUCAACACCACCUGUUUGUAAACCUGCUAUCUGUGAUCUACUAACUAGCAGUUUAUUUGCACCAUGCCACACAGUUGUACCUCCAGGACCAUUUGUGACAUCAUGUGUGUUUGACAAUUGCAAUCUUGGGAAAAACAGCUGCUGCAGUCUGGAGGCUUAUGCCACUGAAUGUUCUAAUGAAGGAAUCUGUAUUGAUUGGAGAAAUGCUACCAAUGGGCUCUGUGAGCACAAGUGUCCAAGCAACAAAGUGUACAUGCCCUGUGGUCCAUCUGUAGAACCUACAUGCAAUAACGGAUACAACAUGGCAUAUCAAACAGCGGCAUCCAGUAACGACACUAAGGAAGGUUGCUUCUGUCCUCAUGGUACCACAUUAUUCAACACAGUACAUGACAUAUGUGUUGACACCUGUGCUUGUGUUGGACCUGAUGGAAAACCCAAACAGCUGGGCGAGACUUGGACAAGUGACUGUCAAACCUGUGUUUGUGACAAGGAUUCCAUGAGCGUCCAGUGUGAGCCUGUUCAGUGCCAGUCUGUACAAAGGCCUAACUGCAGUGAACCUGGCCAGCAACUGGUCAACAAUACAGUGAACUGCUGCACAACACAGUCAUGUGAAUGCAAUAUAAACCUGUGCCCUGCUCCACCCACGUGCUUGCCGGGCUUCCAACUGAGCAUUACCAAUGGCACCUGUUGUCUAUCCUACAAGUGUGUUCCUAAAGGUGUGUGUGUCUAUAACAUGACUGAAUACAAGCCUGGUGCCAAGAUCCCAACGCCAGACACACUAUCAGAACCCCCGCUGGAAGCACCAGAAGCACAAUCAAUGGCAGAACAACCAUCAGUAACAACAACAGCACCAUCAGGAGCUGGAGAAACAUCAACAAUGUCAGAGUCAUUUACACCCGGGCCCUGCCAGGAAUGUUACUGUGGCCCCGAAAUGGAUCCUGUCACCAAGCUGAACGUUAUUACCUGUGAACCUGUCAUCUGCAACAAAAACUGUUCUGCUGGUUAUGAAUAUCAGACUGAACCAGGAAAGUGCUGUGGAACAUGUGUUCAGACGGACUGUAUUUUCACCACAACUGACAACGUGACGGUGCAUGUUAUUGAGGUCAACAGCUCUUACAUACCUCCUAAUAACAAAUGUGUGCAAUAUACCUGUGAGAAGCUCAAUGGACAGCUUGUUACCAAGGAAACCAAGACUACUUGUCCUCCGUUUAAUCCCUUGGACUGUGAACCUGGCACUGAAACAACAGAUGCCAAUGGGUGCUGCAAAACAUGCAACAUAAGUCUGUGUAAGACCCAGAAGGAGCAGAGAAUCAUUGAACUGAACAACUGCAAGAGUGCACAGCCAGUUAACAUCACAUAUUGCGCUGGACACUGUGACAGUUUCUCCAUGUAUUCUAUGGCAGCCAACACAAUGGUACACAAUUGCGAGUGCUGCCAAGAAGCCACCACCAGUGUGGAGCAGGUGGAGCUUACCUGUGCUGAUGGGUCUAAGCUGCAGCACAGCUACACCAUGGCACAGUCAUGCCAGUGCAUCAAAACAGAAUGCGUGGAAGGAACAACGCCCAAACCACAGCGCCGCAGGAGACGCUGAUCAUCAGUAACUUGAAUGCUUUACGAUGGCUAAGACCACCUUUGACACUCUUUGUACCACGUUUUCUUAUCUCUGGUUGAACAAAUGCUCCUUUUCUGUAUCACAACAUACCACUGUGAUGUAAACUGUCUUUUCUUGGUGAUAAAAAUUAAAGUCCUUUCUGCAACAUGAACAUUUUUACCAAGUCUUUGUGGGGAUUGAACAUCAAAGAACACAAAGGUUUGAAAAAUACUUACUUUUCAAAAAAAAAAAAAAUAGCGGUUUAACACUUUUUGAUAAAUUUGACAUUGUGAAGGGAACAAUCUUACAGAAAGGUUAUAUUCCAUUUCCAUUACAUCUGCUAUCGGCUGGCUUCUGCAUCAGCUUCUCACUUAAAAAACAUGUGCACUACUUGUUCUUGUCUAGUGAUAUAUGACUGCAAUUCAUGCUAGAUAAAUAAAUGAAUGAAUAUUCUGAAAUCAGCGAACACCAAUUGAAUACCAAAGUUUCUGGACUUAAAGAUGUGUAGUACACUGAAAUAACAGAAUCACAUGACACAACUGCACUUUAAACAUUAAUAGUUUUGCAGACUGACAGUCUCAUAGACAAGAACUUUGGCAGACAAAAUGUUGGCAGGUUACAAGUGUGAAUAGAAGACUUAGGAUUAGAAUACAGAGUCACCAAGGAGCUUUGUUGGUCUUAAAACCUCUGCAGAUGUCAUACUGUUGACCUCCAUUCAGAUAUCAGUAGCAAAGUGACCUCUUCAUUUUGUACUGCCUUCUAUCUCUGGAGUUCAUUUGGAAAGUAACUGCACAUCAAACCUUCAUGUUCUGACUUAGUGAUGGCAAACAUUGAUAGAGAUGACUCACAGUGGACAAAAGAUUUCUUCUAACCAGGGUAGUCAUUCAUUAAUUAUUAUUUCUGCAUACAUUUCUAUAUAUAUGUACACAAUGAAUAAUUUGAAAUGCACUACACACUUUACAGAUACCAAUAAUACAGAAGUAGGUUGCGAUUUACUGCAGUUACGGCAGGUGCAAAACAUACGUUUACGAAAGCAUCAACAUGAAUAGAUGGUGGACUGUGAAAAUCCAAUCCUGUGAUCAGAGGUUAGAACACCCAGUAAGUUAUAAUGGUUAUACCAAAAUGACUCUGUCAGAACUUGGGAGCAGAGUUGA
Molecule: messenger RNA, 4293 nt
Organism: Oreochromis niloticus (Nile tilapia)
Lineage: Eukaryota; Metazoa; Chordata; Actinopteri; Cichliformes; Cichlidae
Product: intestinal mucin-like protein
Exons: 20
Coding region: 188-3139 (983 amino acids)
Cellular component (GO): extracellular region; extracellular matrix
Molecular function (GO): hormone activity
Source: RefSeq, a predicted model, not a curated record